This is a messenger RNA of Triticum dicoccoides, 1486 nucleotides long. Its product is annotated as probable carboxylesterase 18. The transcript has a single exon. Lineage: Eukaryota; Viridiplantae; Streptophyta; Magnoliopsida; Poales; Poaceae. Gene Ontology annotation, molecular function: hydrolase activity. The record is from RefSeq and is a predicted model, not a curated record. The coding region runs from base 136 to 1296 and encodes 386 amino acids.
AGUACAUAUGCAGUAGCCCGCAGCUACACGUCACUGCAGACGCUCUGCUUCACACGAUGAUCAUCUUCAAACCAUCGUCGGCGACAUACAUUGUCCGCGUCGCGAUCGGAUCGGACACGGAUUGCCGUCACCCUCAUGGAUGUAUACUUCCUCCGUCCGGAAAUACGAGUAGGUGCCAAAAUCUUCUUCCAUUGCUUCAGCAUUUGCGUCGUUCUCCCGUGUGCACAACGGAGAAAGGGCAGCGAAACGAAGAAAUUGAUGGCGGGAGCCGAGAGCGCGCGGCCGGCGCCUCCGGUGCUGCCGUGGACGGUGCGGCUCCAGGUGCUCGCGCUCGGGGCCUUCUGCGACCUCUCGCAGCGCCGCGACGGCACAGUGAACCGCUCCCUCUUCUCGCUCGCCGACCGGCAGACCUCGGCGAGGCCGCGCCCGGACGCGCUCGGCGUCCGCUCCGUCGACGUCGUCGUCGACCCCGCAAGGAGCCUCUGGGCGCGCGUCUUCUCCCCGUCCGCGGAUAACGCUGAGGCCACUCCGCUCCCUGUCCUCGUGUACUUCCACGGCGGCGGCUUCGCGCUGCUCUCCGCGGCGUCCGCGCCCCUGGACGCCAUGUGCCGCCGCUUCUGCCGCGAGCUGGGCGCCGUGGUCGUCUCCGUCAACUACCGCCGCGCGCCCGAGCACCGUUACCCCGCCGCCUACGAUGACUGCGCGGACGUGCUCAGCUACCUUGCCACCACCGGCCUACCUGCCGACAUCGGCGUCCCGGUCGACCUCUCCCGGUGCUUCCUCUUCGGGGACAGCGCCGGCGGCAACAUCGCCCACCACGUGGCCCACCGGUGGACCUCGUCCGCCGCUGCUUCCUCCAAUAACCCCGUCCGCCUCGCCGGCAUCAUCCUGCUGCAGCCGUACUUCGGCGGCGAGGAGCGCACCGAAGCAGAGCUGAGGCUGGAGGGCGUGGGGCCGGUGGUGAACAUGCGCCGCUCGGAUUGGUCCUGGAAGGCGUUCCUGCCGGAGGGGGCCGACCGGAACCACCCGGCAGCGCACGUGACUGGCGAGGCGGGCCCGGAGCCCGAGCUGCCGGAGGCGUUCCCGCCGGCGAUGGUGGUGAUCGGCGGGUUCGACCCGCUGCAAGACUGGCAGCGGCGGUACCCCGCCAUGCUGCGGCGGAAGGGGAAGGCGGUGCGGGUGCUGGAGUUUCCGGACGCCAUCCAUGGCUUCUACAUGUUCCCGAAGCUCCCCGACGCCGGGAAGCUCGUCAAGGACGUUAAGAACUUCAUGGAAACCACCACGUGCGACCAUUAAUCCGCUGUGUAGUCGACUCAGCUCGUAUGCAGCCUCGCCGGCGAGAGCUCCAUCGCGUCGGAUGCGAGGGAAAUCUCACUUUCGGUAUUGCUUGCACGUAGCGUUGCGUGGAUGUGCCAUUCCUCUUGUUUGCAGGUGCUUCUCCACCGAUAAUACUACAUUUACGUCAAGCUACGAGCAGUUUACGUAA